UGCGAGUACGUGUGCGUUAGUGCGUAUUACUACACUUCCCCAAACGUCCAGCACCUUCCUUUCUCAUUCCUUGCGUUUUUAGACGGUGCAAGAUGUCAGUUGUGAACGUGUCCAAUGUGAGAGUUCCAGCAGCUUCCUUGCCCAGAACCCCACCCACAAGGAGAUCUUGCGCUCUUUUUAAGAGUGGGUCGUCCUUAGGCUCUGUGAAGAGUGUUUCUAAGCUUUUUGGGUUGAAAUCUGAAUCCUUCAGAGUUUCUGCCAUGGCUGUGUACAAAGUGAAACUGAUUGGACCUGAUGGCAGUGAGAAUGAGUUUGAAGCUCCUGAUGACUCUUACAUUCUGGACUCAGCUGAAAAUGCAGGGGUGGAGCUGCCUUACUCAUGCAGAGCCGGCGCCUGCUCUACGUGUGCAGGCCAAGUGGUUACAGGAUCAGUGGACCAAUCAGAUCAAUCCUUUUUAGAUGAGAAGCAGAUGGAGCAGGGAUAUAUUCUGACCUGUGUUUCAUAUCCAACCUCAGAUUGUGUGAUUCACACCCACAAGGAGAGUGAGCUCUGCUAAUCAAAUUUAUGGUUUUGAUUAGUCUUAUAUGAGCUAGAAUAUGUGUCAGUCUAGUAAGGAAUUGUGAGAUUGUUCUGGUGCUUGUACUAGUUUCCCAAUGAUUUUAUAAUGAUCUUGAGAUUGAUCCCAGAAUAUGUUGGGACUGCAACUUCGUCAAUAUUAAUAAAAGUCGUGAUCAAUCGUAGAGUCCGCGGUAUUAUUUUAGUGUUCUUGUUAUGGCCUAUUUAUUGAAUGAACGAGUAGUUCAACCAUCUUAUUUUAAUAAUUUCAUAUUAAGGACAUUCAUAGAGCUGGACGAUGUGGUUGUCAUUUGAACAUUCCAAGUAUGAUACCGUUGAAAUAUUAUCAUCGUAUGCUA
This is a messenger RNA of Neltuma alba, 915 nucleotides long. RefSeq names its product ferredoxin, root R-B2-like. The coding region runs from base 93 to 557 and encodes 154 amino acids. Gene Ontology annotation, molecular function: 2 iron, 2 sulfur cluster binding; electron transfer activity. The transcript has 2 exons. Gene Ontology annotation, cellular component: plastid. NCBI's taxonomy places the organism in Eukaryota, Viridiplantae, Streptophyta, Magnoliopsida, Fabales, Fabaceae. The record is from RefSeq and is a predicted model, not a curated record. Gene Ontology annotation, biological process: electron transport chain.